ACGGCCAUGGGAAUGGCCGAGCCCGAGCUCGUCAUCGCGGCAGCCUAUCGCCGAGGCACGAUGACACUGACACCAGAAUCCGUCACACCCCUUCCGGGCCUCGGCGUGCAGCUCGCGACGGUGCGAGGGUUCGGCGUGGGUCCAAAAUCAACUGCAAGGCAGUUCGUGCCUCUCGACGACAUAUCCACCGUCGUCAUCCACGAGGGGCUGCGGCGCUGGAGCGUGCGGUACUACCUCGGCGUCGUCCGGAAGCGGGGAAAUGUGGUCGUCGCGUUCGAUGCUGUGCAUCCCCAUCCCGAGGUGCUGCGCGAGGUGUAUCAUGGCGUGCGGGAGGCUCUGUAUGAGGAGUACGCAGGCGACGCGAGCGAGACGGGAGAAUAG
Molecule: messenger RNA, 381 nt
Organism: Cutaneotrichosporon oleaginosum
Lineage: Eukaryota; Fungi; Basidiomycota; Tremellomycetes; Trichosporonales; Trichosporonaceae
Biological process (GO): GPI anchor biosynthetic process
Cellular component (GO): glycosylphosphatidylinositol-N-acetylglucosaminyltransferase (GPI-GnT) complex
Source: RefSeq, a predicted model, not a curated record